This is a messenger RNA of Microdochium trichocladiopsis, 2058 nucleotides long. RefSeq lists its product as uncharacterized. The record is from RefSeq and is a predicted model, not a curated record. Bases 205 to 1836 code for a protein of 543 amino acids. Lineage: Eukaryota; Fungi; Ascomycota; Sordariomycetes; Xylariales; Microdochiaceae. Gene Ontology annotation, biological process: regulation of transcription by RNA polymerase II. Gene Ontology annotation, molecular function: protein dimerization activity; RNA polymerase II cis-regulatory region sequence-specific DNA binding; DNA-binding transcription factor activity, RNA polymerase II-specific. The transcript is spliced from 2 exons.
CACGCCUGUCUCAACAUCUUGGUCAUCAUUAAGGCUAUGCAUUACGUCUGACAUCCUCCACGCAAUCUCACGACAUCCUGGCGACGGUUUCAUCGGGUCCGCAACCUAAGCCUGGACGACUUCGACCUCCUAAGCUCAUUCGUCGACCUCGAUUCGGCGCUGGGAUAACGGAUUUGCACGGAUCUCCCUCCUUGCAAGCCUCUCAUGCUGGCCACAGAGCGUCCCAGGAUGGGUUCGUCGCGGCCGGCAAACGGCGAUAUGCCGUUCAAUUACGAUUAUCCAGAUCAUAACGAGUUCGGGAUGCCAGUUGCUGCUCCUGAGCCUCCCCGUGGGGAGCCUCUGUUGACACAAAAUGACUCGCAACUUCUCAUGAACUUUUUCCAGGACAUCAACUCGAAUCAGUUCAACUUCUCCUUUGGCGAGGGCCUGAGUUUCAGUGACGACUGGCUAAACCUCCCUCCUACUUUCAUGGGUUCAUCAACAUCUUUCGGCCAACAGCCGUCACAGCCGUAUUCGUCAGUACCACCGGACUUCCUGGGGCUGGACACGACAAAUCUGAACAACAUGUACCACUUUGGGGAGUCGAUGCCAUCGCCACAUACUCCGAUGACACCCAUAUCACAACACCAACCGCAACAACAUCAGCACCACCGCCCAAUACCACAACCACAACAUCACCUCCCUUCGCCACACUAUCCGCCGCCUGCCCCGCCACAGCAGCACAGGCCACAGCAGCGUUACCAGGAGCCCCAGCGCCAACAAAUGCACAUGCAACAGUCCCAUCCUCAAGCACAGCAUGCCUUGCAUACACCGGCGGAUCACACGGCCCAAGAAGAUAUUGCGGCGGUGCUCACAGCGAUGGGCAACGGAAACCAGAACGGGCACAACCAAAAUGGACAUAGGAUAAUACAGCAGCAUAACGGCCGGCCGGCGCCUUACCGCUCACCAACAGAGCCGACCAGACCUACAAAUGCACAGCACUUUGGGGUCCAGCGGCAAGCGAGCCAUCCACGCCUGCACGCCGAGGAAGAGACCGACAACCUGUUUACCAACAUGGUGUUCGGCAACCAGCAUAUGCGACAAAAUCGCCCGCCAGAGGCCAGGACAGAAUUGCAGUGGGGCUCAGACUCUGCCUUUGACAGGAAUCAGGGCUACAUACCAUCGUCACAUAACGAGACAGCCGAGGCGCUGGAAAAGGAGCGAUUGGAGUACAUCAAGUGCUUCAGUCUCAAUAAAAGCGCGGCUAAUACCCAGCCUUCCAGCCCCAACCCUGCUGGCGUUGAGGGCUCCUUCGGCGCGAAUGGUCACCUGGGUAUUGCAAAUGACGCAGGGGAGACAGAUGGCACAAUGCCUCCAACGAAACGACGAAAGAGCAAGGCCAAGGUUGACAUCAGCGGAGCCGUCAGCAGCGAGCCCCCUACGUUCGAAGCCAAGCCCCCGCCGAAGAAGCGGAAGCCCAAGACUGAGACGAAUGGCUUAGCAGCCGGGACCAGCGGUGGCUUGGUGAAUGCGGGAGUGGCAGCAGUAGCAGCAGCAGCAGCAGCAGCAGCAGCAGCCACAACCUCCACGCCUUCGGAGACGCCGAAGCGCAAGAGACCCAGCGCCGCCAAGCCACCGCGUGAGAAUCUGACCGAUUCGCAGAAGCGUGAGAAUCACAUCAAGAGCGAGCAGAGGCGCAGAGGCGCCAUCAAGGAAGGCUUCGACGGCUUGACCGAGAUUAUACCAAACCUCAAGGCUGGCGGGUACAGCAAGAGCAUGAUGCUCGGCAUGGCCGGCGACUGGCUGCAGAAGCUGAUUGAGGGCAACCGCGCCCUUGCGGAGCAGCAGAAUAUAUAAAAGAAAAUCCUCCCUGUAUACCAUUGCAUAACUGCAAAUGACGAGAGAAGGUAGAUGAGCAAAAGAGGAGGGAAGGGACUGCAGAGAGUCGAGGAGAGCGAUAUUGAUGAUUAUACCACAGAGAGAGAGCGCAGAGAGAGAGUGUGAGUGAGUGAGUGAGGAAAGGAGAAGAAGAGGUUCACAUCAUAAUGUAAUCCAUUAUUCGAAAGGUCAAAUCAAAGA